UUGAUAGCUGACGUUUAUUGUGGAGCCGCUUUCUUCUCGCCUCAUACGUAAGCUAGUCCUUGAAGUAUAAGGUACUAUUUCGUCGCUGUUAGUGCGUGCACGGGAGUUGGAUCUCGGUGGUACCACUAUUUCUCCUCGAGCGGCCGGUUUGCUGCCGCUUCGUGUGCGCGUUUCUUAUCGCAGUGUGCAAUCAGUGAAAAUUAAACAGCGCUGUAUCAGAGAAGCGUAGUUUCUACUGGAGUGAAAAUUUUGUGAUUUACCUGCACAAGAGUGUGUACGUUCCCGUACUAAAGGGACGUGCAAUUUAAGUGCUACACGACGGCUACUCCACAAAGCUGGUUUGACUUAGAUAGGCGUAAUUUGUCACCAUGCUACGCGCAGAGCAUGAGUUCUCCGCAUAUGUAUGAUCCGGCCUUUCCUACGGUGGACGAUUUGAAAGCCAAAUUAAAUCUUGGUGUUAAAAACAACUCGCUGACCACGAAGGGGCUUCUGGAUUUGGGAGAAGGUUCCGUGGCGGACUUAUCGGACCUCAAUUCGCCGGAGCUCUCGUUUGAUCUCCAGAACAUAAUAGGGCCUGACAGCGGCCAUCCGGGCGCUACUCUUGACGAGUCGUCCAACUUCUUCUCCGACAUUUUGGGAGAACAUCACCAACAACAACAGCAGCAGCAAGGACAAAAGAGAAUCCAUUUUAACGGUUCUAAUCAAAAUAUUUUACAGCAGCACGGUCAGCUGACCGGUGGUGGUCAUCCUUUUGCGCGGUAUCCCAUGCCCCAGCAAGCUACGCUUGGUACAGAUCAAUACGGUGCCGAAGCAGGCCUCUCCAUAAAACGUGAGCCGAUAGAUCAUAUCGACUUAAGUAGCUGUAGUCAAAGAUCGUACACUAACGGCUCCAGCAUUUAUUCCUAUCCUCCCAUUACGGAUCGCCAGGGUGCAGGGGCGGCCCUCAAUGCCCAAGUACUGGGCACGUACCUCCCCAACCUUGGACGGCCCAGCGGUCACCUGUCUACUGCUACCACUCCAUCACCUGUGCACAAUGGAUCUUUGAAGUCCCUGUCAUCCUCAUCCUCAUCCUCAUCUUCUUCUAAGCACAAAAACAAGAAGAACGUGGAUAAGUCAUCGGACGAAUAUCGUCGACGAAGAGAAAGAAACAAUAUUGCUGUGCGGAAGUCGCGGGAAAAAGCGAAGUUACGUUCAAGAGAAACUGAGCGCAAAGUUUCGGAAUUGGUAAGAGAAAACGAUUUUUUGCGCAAGCGCGUCGAACUGCUGACCAAAGAAUUAAAUGUUCUGAAAUCUCUUCUAGCCAAUGUGGGAGGGGUGUCUCCCAACAGCGUGGACAACGAACUGGCAAAAACUUUGCAUAUGGAUACUUCUUUCCAUGGUAUGCAGGACUUGUAACUCGGCAGUAAACGUCGGAUUGCCGCCCCGCACUUUAUCCUCGGCCCUGCAAAUCGGCGAAAUUUCCGGAUACCGAUGUAGGCCUAGCUGGAGCGUCGUCUGCUGUUUUGUUGUCAUCCUUUUUUCCGCCAGCGGGAGCAGUAACAGUAACUUUUUCUUUCUCCAAGCGUACCACGAUAAUCGUUCUGUUCAAGGAUAUUUGAUUCUAGUGUAUUUGUUUGAUAUAUGCGUUUUGCAAUGGUUUCUGCCUGUUGCCAGUGUACUGUACAGCGUAACGGACAAAGUGGUUCGCUAUUUAUUUUUUUUCAAAUCUGACGUGCGGUUAAAAUUCAAUUUGAAAAAACGCUCAAGAAAUAAUUUAAGACAUUUGUGUGUUCCAGUUCCAUACAUUUACUCUAUCCCAUCCUUUUAGAUUGCCCGAUAUGAAAGAAUAUUUCAUGGCAGUGGUUAAUGUAAUAUUUUGUUUCAAUGAUAUCGUGAUGUGGUGCCUCCCGUGUUUCUUCAUGUUAUGGGCAAUGGAUUUUAUAGUAAAUAUGUGAUAAAAUGUUUCAGAAGCCCUGAAUUGUAAUAUAAGUAGAUUAGAACUCUAUGUUGUUUUUGUGAAAAGUUUAACUUUUUGAUGAGAGAAUUUGCUGGUGCAAUUUUUAAAACGAAAAAAAAGUUUUUAAAUCCAGAAGUAAAUAUAUUUCUUAAAAUAUAUUGUCAUGUUUAUCUAAAUCAAAAUGCCUAAACAUGGUGCUUGUUUUUACACGAUUUUUAAAUUGAGAGAAUUAAAAAAAGCUGCAUUGUUAAGCGAAAACAAAACAUUCAUAGAACUUGGGUAGACUCGUUUUUUUGAAGUAAAUAGUUAAACUUAUGUGAAUUGUCUUUGCCAUUUGUAUGUAUCAUUGUCCUGUAAUUUAUAUUAAAGCUGUGCAAUGGGAAAAUAUCAUAACAUCUGUGAAUGCAUGUGUUUAGAGCUGUAUUUUCUGUAGUUAUUGAACACCAUUAUCUAUGUUUUUAAUCAUUUUUUUCUACAUCUGUUUGGGUACAAGUGCUUUAAUAUAGUGCAUGUAUUCGUAUUUUUAUUUAUGGAAUUUUUAUGCAUCAUGUAAUUUAUACCUAACCUGCAUUUAAUAAGUCAGCUCUCUAAACUUUACAAUAUUUAAAUCCUUUUUUUUAAUAUGCUGAAAAUUGUUUUUGAAUAUUUUGCCUUCAGAAAGUAUAUUUAAAUAAUGACUUUAUAAAAAAAAGUAAGUAGUAACUGCGAGCUAAUGCAUUAAAUUUUUCAAAGUAUUUUCACUCUUUGUAUUAGAGGAGUUUUUUUAAGAGUAUUUGAAGUGGGAAAUAAUAAAUUAUUAUUUGAAUUUACAUUAUUGAAUAUUUUAAGGAUUUAGGGAUACAAUUUAAAAAUUAUUCAAUAUUUGUUAAAAGAAAAAUUAGUGGUAGUGUGUGAUGUUAAAAAAAGUAUUAUUUUUAAAAAAUUACUCUUGUUUGUGCCAAUAUUUCAAGUGUAAUAUAUAUAAAAUAUAUUUAAUUUUAUGCCUAAGUUACCUGAUUACUAAAAGAAAAACAUUCUCAAUAAAUGAUUUGCCAAGUUUAAUAAUUAUGCAUAAUAUUCAUUUCAGUACAGAAUUUAAAUCAUAAUGAUUAAAUUUGUCUGUGCUUUUAGAAGUGAUGUAGUCAUAAGUGUGGCAUUAAGGAAAUAUGGUUGAUAGUUCCAUAUUACAGAGGUGUUCAUCUGUAAACAACUCAUGAACAUUCCCCCUUUUCCCUUAUAUGUAAUAUAUAAGUAAUUAGAUGUGUAUGUAUAUAUGAUAUAUAUUUUGAUGGAUAUCGUAUUCAGCUCAAAGUUUUUGAUAAAAGUCUAGUUUAUUUUUUGAAAUGUUAAUUACAGUUAUAAGAAGCUAUAUAUGUUAAGAGAUUUUAUUAAUUUUUUAUUUGGCAUGUGGGGGCAUGCAAUUGCAUUAGUUAAUUUAUGAAAUUGUAAUUUGUUAAGCAGUUAUUUGUUAUUUAAUAAGUUAGUAAUUUACAAGAAUUUUUUAUGUAAAAUUAACAGCAGUUUUAUUUCUCAUCUAACACUGUAAUUAAUUUUUUUUUAAAUCUGUUUGUAUAUAUGUAUAUGACUAUUACUGAUUGUUGUUAUUUAAGUUGCAUAAUUCAUUAAGCGAAAGCAUGCCCCGUAUGUCAACCGUCUUAAUUGAACAAGCCACUUUUGAGAGAAUUUAAACACUCCUGAUUGAGAGAAUAUUCUAAUGUUUGAUAUUUAUAACUUAAAUAUAUAUAUACACCAUUCAUUUACAAGCAUGAAAUCUAUAAAAAAAGUAUUUUGUCUUCAAAUUUGUGAAUUAAAUAUAGGUCAAGGCCGUGUUGCCUUUCGAUCAUCAUUGUUGUUCAUUGUUAACAUUCGUGAAGUGCAAAUAUAAGAAAAACUAUAAAAAGAAAAAAAAAAGUAUGUCAUGUUAUGGAUAAAAAUCAGUGUUUUAACAUUUUCCUGUGUGCAUGUGUUUUGUUUGAAAUAAAAAGUUAAUUUCAUUUUAAA
Messenger RNA from Stegodyphus dumicola, 3916 nucleotides. RefSeq lists its product as uncharacterized. Gene Ontology annotation, molecular function: DNA-binding transcription factor activity, RNA polymerase II-specific; RNA polymerase II cis-regulatory region sequence-specific DNA binding. The record is from RefSeq and is a predicted model, not a curated record. Lineage: Eukaryota; Metazoa; Arthropoda; Arachnida; Araneae; Eresidae. Gene Ontology annotation, biological process: regulation of transcription by RNA polymerase II; DNA-templated transcription.